AUGACAGUUUCUGAUGGUCGAGAGUUGGACGAAGCAUGUCCAAGUUUUUAUGGCUACAUUGCACUUCCGGACACCGACCACGAUAAGGACGACCUGAGCAACUCUGGUUCCGCUGCAGCAGCUGCUACCGACUGUGCAAAGUUGCCAGCAUGUCUAGGCUUCAAUGCCAACGGCUGGAUGAAGUCCUCUGUGGCCCCAUUAAGAACUGUUACUUCAAUUUGUUUUUAUACAAAAAUUCCAGGCGCAACCACUAUGACGACGGGUGAUCGCGUUAAGUCCGCGUUAGCUCGCGUUAGUUCGCGUAACGGUGCGAAUCUUAGCGUUAGGUGCGAAUGA
This is a messenger RNA of Volvox carteri f. nagariensis, 336 nucleotides long. RefSeq lists its product as uncharacterized. The record is from RefSeq and is a predicted model, not a curated record. Lineage: Eukaryota; Viridiplantae; Chlorophyta; Chlorophyceae; Chlamydomonadales; Volvocaceae. The transcript has 3 exons. The coding region runs from base 1 to 336 and encodes 111 amino acids.